GGCUAGCUUUCACAUGCAUUGUUAAGAGUGGAAGAUAGAGGUAAACUAGAGAAAAAAAUCAUGGUGGCCGGGGAUAAAAACCAGUCAAGCUCGUUUUCCUUGUACUGUCUGACAAAAUGUUUUCACAGCCCAGUAACGUCCACCCCUGCGGAGAGGGGACAGGAAGUAGGAGAAAGUCAUGGCAAGGGUUUGUCAGAUUCGAAGAAAGUAGCUCAGAAGAAGCCUGGAGGAUGGAAAUCCAUGCCUUUCAUCUUAGGAAAUGAAACAUUCGAGAGGCUAGCAGCGUUUGGCUUACUGGCCAAUUUUGCAGUUUAUUUGGUGAAAGAGCUUUUUCUGGAUCAGGUUGUGGCUGUAAACAUUAUGAAUAUCUGGAUGGGUAUUUCCAAUUUUGCACCUUUGCUUGGUGCCUUCAUCUCUGAUGCUUAUCUCGGAAGAUUUAAGACUAUUGCUUUUUCAUCAUUUGCAAAUCUACUGGGAAUGAUAACGGUGACGUUAACCGCAUGGUUGCCACAGCUGCAUCCCCCGAGAUGCAACGUUGGACAAAACUCUCUCAGUCAAUGCAAAAGUGCAAGCAAAACUCAACUGGGUGUUCUGCUAAUGGGUCUUGGCUUUUUAUCAAUCGGCACCGGCGGAAUUAGGCCAUGCAGCAUUCCGUUUGGUGUCGAUCAGUUUGAUCAAACCACUGAAGAAGGUGUUCGAGGAACUAAUAGCUUCUUUAACUGGUAUUACACUACAUUCACAGUGGUUAUUUUGCUCACUCUAACUGUGGUGGUUUAUAUUCAAAACUCGGUGAGUUGGGUGCUGGGAUUUGGGAUUCCUACUUUACUCAUGGCCUGCUCAAUCAUUCUAUUUUUCAUUGGAACAAAGCUUUAUGUAUACGUUGAACCAGAAGGAAGCAUCUUUUCAGGCAUUGCACAAGUUUUUGUUUCAGCUUAUAAGAAACGAAAACUUAAGCUUCCAGAAGGAGAGUUUGAUGGGAUAUUUUAUGAUCCUCCAUUGAAAAACACUGUUUUGUCUAAGCUACCUUUCACCAAUCAGUUCAGAUUCUUAAACAAAGCCGCUAUGAUAGUGGACGAUAAGGAGCUUAAUAGUGAUGGAUCUCCCACUAAUCAUUGGAGGCUUUGUAGCAUCCAACAAGUAGAAGAAGUCAAAUGCCUAGUAAGAAUCAUCCCCAUAUGGGCUUCUGGAAUUAUUUGCUUAACUUCCAUCGUACAACAAGGAACUUUUACAGUGUUACAAGCUUUGAAAAUGGACAGACACCUUGGACCCAAUUUUCAAAUCCCUGCCGGCUCUAUCACCAUUAUCUCCAUGCUCACUAUAGGAGUUUGGCUCCCAAUCUAUGAUCGCCUAAUAGUCCCAUCUCUCCGUAAAUUCACCAAGCUUGAUGGAGGGAUUUCUCUUCUGCAAAGAAUCGGAAUUGGGAUGGUUUUUUCAAUUCUAGCCAUGGUUGUUGCAGGACUAAUCGAAAAAGAGAGGAGGGCUGCAGCCAAUUCUCAUCCAAACCUACAUGGCAUUGCCCCCGUGUCUGUUUUGUGGCUAGCUCCUCAACUUAUACUAAUGGGAUUCUGUGAAGCUUUCAAUAUAAUAGGACAGAUUGAAUUCUUCAAUCAACAGUUCCCCGAUCACAUGAGAAGUAUAGCCAAUUCCCUUCUUUCCUGUUCCUUUGGAGGCGCAAGCUACUUGAGCAGCUUGCUGGUCACCACAUUGCAUGCUUUCACUGGAAGCCAUAGCCACCCGGAUUGGUUGACUAAUGACAUCAAUGCUGGAAGAGUAGAUUAUUUCUACUUUCUCAUCGCCGGGAUGGGAGUCAUUAACUUUAUCUAUUUUCUUUACUGUGCACAUCGUUAUCGUUACAAGGGUAGUGUCCAAGUAGAUGAUCACAAAACCUUCCGUAAGGUUGAGAUGGUUUAAUCGAACAAAUAAUGUAGCUUGCAGCCGGUAAUAGUAUGUAGAAACGUUGCAGAAGAAUCUUAAUAGGAUAGUGUUUACUGUUUAUCAGUCGUUGUCUCUUUGUUUUGGCUCUCCUAUCAAGCUUUAAAUAAGAGAGAGAUAAUUCUGCCUUUACUGUCAA
This is a messenger RNA of Mangifera indica (mango), 2071 nucleotides long. Its product is annotated as protein NRT1/ PTR FAMILY 2.13-like. The record is from RefSeq and is a predicted model, not a curated record. Bases 61 to 1911 code for a protein of 616 amino acids. Lineage: Eukaryota; Viridiplantae; Streptophyta; Magnoliopsida; Sapindales; Anacardiaceae. Gene Ontology annotation, biological process: transmembrane transport. The transcript has 4 exons. Gene Ontology annotation, molecular function: transmembrane transporter activity. Gene Ontology annotation, cellular component: plasma membrane.